This is a messenger RNA of Neltuma alba, 1307 nucleotides long. Its product is annotated as isoflavone 4'-O-methyltransferase-like. The transcript has 2 exons. Bases 59 to 1129 code for a protein of 356 amino acids. Gene Ontology annotation, molecular function: protein dimerization activity; O-methyltransferase activity. The record is from RefSeq and is a predicted model, not a curated record. NCBI's taxonomy places the organism in Eukaryota, Viridiplantae, Streptophyta, Magnoliopsida, Fabales, Fabaceae.
UUUUCCUAGACGUGGUCACCCUUUAUAAUCUGUUUCGAAAUCAGAGGGACCUGCAAAAAUGGAUAGCCGUGGGGCAGGAGAGCUGUUCCAAGCACAGUCUCAUUUGUAUAAGCUCAUAUUCAGCUUCAUCAGUACCAUGUCCCUUAAAACUGCAAUCAAUCUUGGCAUACCAGACAUAAUCCACAGCCACGGCCAACCCAUCACUCUCCCUAAACUGGUCUUGGCACUGCAGAUUGACCCAGCAAAAUCUGGUUUUCUCUAUCGGCUCAUGCGUUUCUUGGUUCACUCUGGCCUCUUUCUUAAAACCAAAGUUGACAAAGGAGGCAAGGAAGAAGAAGAGGAGGCCUAUGAUCUUUCACCUUGUUCUAGGCUUCUCGUCAACGGAAAUGCCCCCAACUUGACUUGUUUUGCACAGUCAGUUUUUCAUCCUGCUUUGUCAGAUCCAUGGAAAUUGCUGGGAGAUUGGUUCUACAGAGAAGAACAGAACCCUUUUCACUGUACAUAUGGGAUCGGGUUUUGGGAGUAUGGAAGUCAGGACCCUGAGUAUGGGAAGCUUUAUAAUGAAGCUAUGGUGAGUGAUUCUGGGAUGAUGAACUUGGUGAUCAGAGAUUGCAGGUCAGUUUUUGAAGGUAUGCAGUCGAUGGUUGAUGUUGGAGGUGGGAAAGGAGCUGUGGCUAGGAUCAUUUCUGAGGAGUUUCCCAAUAUGAAAUGCACAGUGCUUGAUCUUCCCCAUGUUAUUGAGGAUUUGCAGGAUACUGAAAAUCUCAAGUUUGUUGCAGGUGAUAUGUUUCACCAUAUCCCCCCUGCUGACUCCAUUCUUCUCAAGCUGGUUUUACAUGCCUACAGUGACGAAGACUGUGUAAGGAUCCUGGAGAAAAGUAGAGAGGCUAUUUCAGGGAAAGGUAAAGAAGGAAAAGUGAUGAUAAUAGACAUAGUGAUAAAUGAGAAGGAGGAUAAACCUGAGUUGACAGACCCAAAACUGUACUUUGAUUUGUUGAUGAUGGUUGCCGUCACCGGAAGAGAAAGAGAGGAAAGAGAAUGGAAGAAGCUCUUCUUGGAAGCAGGGUUCAGUGGUUACAAGAUAACACCCAUCUUUGGUUUAAGGUCGCUUCUUGAAGUUUAUCCUUAAUUAACACAAACCACUCAUCAGCAAUAAAAUCUCUUGUAUCUCACCAACAGAAUUUACUCCUGAUUCUGCAGUCUGCAUCGCUGUUCUGUGUGAUUAAUUUGCUGUAUUGGGAAAUAAGAUGUUGUGUCGUAUAAUGUGGUCUUCCACUGUGGCAAAUACUUUGAUGGCUAUUGUGGGC